GUGGUGGCCUGUGGAUGGAUCGUGCGUGGCUGGGGGCUCCUGCCUCGUCCGCCCAUGCGUGUGCCGCGGGCAGCUGGGGUGGAUGUCUGCCCGUUCCCUGCUGGCAGCUGGCCGGAGGCAAGACCUUGCGCAAGACCCAGCUUGAUUUCCGUGUUCCCCCUCCUCUUGCUUUCCUGCCCCAGGGGGAGGAAUCGAAGCCCCUGCUGCCACCUGCCUCCAGCCCACCCAGCAAGUCCUUCAACGGGACAGAGUCCAGCUGCUACAGCCCGCCGUCCGCCCGGACAGAUGAGCAGGCCCUGCUGACCUCGAUCCUCUCCAGGACUGUCAACAACAUCAUCGAUGUUUCAGCCGAUCAGCAACAGAUGGAGCAACACGAGUACAUGGACCGCGCCAGGCAGUACAGUACCCGGCUGGCCAUGCUGAGCAACAACCUGAUCCACUGGAAGAAGCUGCCGCUGCUCCCGUCCCUGACCAACCAGCCGCAUCAAGUGCUCGCCAGCGACCCCGUGCCCUUUGCAGACUUGCAACAGGUCUCCCGGAUAGCUGCCUACGCCUACAGUGCCCUUUCCCAGAUCCGCGUGGACGCGAAAGAAGAACUGGUGGUACAGUUCGGGAUCCCGUGACGCCGAUCUGCACUCAGCUGCUCCUCUUUCUUCCUCCACUUUUGUUUCUUUCCUUUCCACAACGGCCUCACCACUGCGGUGGAACUUGUACGGACAAGGCACGCAGGGCCGCCCGUUCCCGGCCAGAGGCGGCGCCCGGGAACGGUGGCCGAGGCGGAGGGCACGCCGAUCCACGCGGUCUCUUUCCCCUUUCCCGGUGUGGGGUGCAUGUUUGGGCGAGCCAGGGCACGCAGGGUUAACGGAGGGGGUGCAGAAUGCGGUGGCUUCGCUUGGCCCCCGAGGGGUGGGUCUCGUGAUGGGGGGUGGGGGGCAGACGGGGUCACUCUUCUGCCCGCGGAGGCGCCGAGAGGGUGCCUUCCUGGGCGGGUGGAUGGGAGGAAGGGAAGCGCGUUGCGCUGCAGGCCGCCGGCCGCCACUUCCCACUUUCUCUACCGGAAGGGUUUCCCCUCCGCUACCUUCCAUAUUUGGGGUUUUUUAGGAGGGGGAGGGACAUCUUUUCAAGAAGGAAACGCAGCACGAAGCGGAAGAGGACUGGGUGCCCUGGUGCUCUCCUUGGUGUGUAACCCUCUGCCCUGUUUUACUUAGCUGAACUGUCACUUUGUUUUAAUUUUUUUGUUUUUGCUAAAGUAGACAAAAUAUAAAUACAUUCAUCCAA
This is a messenger RNA of Varanus komodoensis (Komodo dragon), 1278 nucleotides long. It is a transcript of the gene LAMTOR1, whose product is annotated as late endosomal/lysosomal adaptor, MAPK and MTOR activator 1. Bases 15 to 623 code for a protein of 202 amino acids. The record is from RefSeq and is a predicted model, not a curated record. NCBI's taxonomy places the organism in Eukaryota, Metazoa, Chordata, Lepidosauria, Squamata, Varanidae. Gene Ontology annotation, molecular function: molecular adaptor activity; guanyl-nucleotide exchange factor activity. Gene Ontology annotation, biological process: cellular response to amino acid stimulus; cholesterol homeostasis; lysosome organization. The transcript has 4 exons. Gene Ontology annotation, cellular component: Ragulator complex; late endosome membrane; membrane raft.